AUGAGCUCUGCCGAAGCGGGACCCUCUCAUCUGGAAAAAGGAUCGGAUCAAGCAGGAGCUGUCCACAACGACCUCGAAAAGCUCCUGUGCCAGGGGAUUAUCAAAAGCGACUUGAACAAAUUAAAGAGCGCCGGGCUGCAUACAGUGGAGCAAGUCUCUAUGUGCACUAAGAAGGAUCUAAUCGCGAUAAAAGGGUUCUCCGAGAACAAAGCCAUGGCAAUUCUUCAUCAAGCUCUGAAAAUUGUGCCAAUGGGCUUUCGAACUGCGACGGAUUACCACAAAGCGCGACAAGAAAUGGUCAGAAUCACGACUGGAAGCAAAGAAUUCGACAGAAUGCUCGCGGGCGGCAUCGAAACAGGAAGCAUUACGGAGCUCUUUGGCGAAUUUCGAACUGGCAAGUCGCAGCUGUGCAUGACCCUUGCUGUCACGUGCCAAUUGCCAGUGGAUUUGGGCGGUGGCGAGGGAAAAUGCCUCUACAUCGAUACGGAAGGAACUUUUCGCCCUGAGAGACUGCUUGCCAUUUCAGAGCGAUACGGACUGUCUGGAAAAGACGUGCUCGAUAAUGUCGCCGUGGCACGUGCCUUCAGCACAGAUCAUCAGAUGACUAUGCUCCACACAUGUGCUGCAAUGAUGACUGAAUCACGAUACUCCAUCAUGAUUGUCGACUCAAUUAUGGCCCUCUACAGAUCGGAUUAUUCCGGCAGAGGAGAAUUAGCAGCGCGACAGAUGCACCUUGGCAAGUUUCUACGAGGACUUUUGAAGCUAGCGGAUACUUUCGGCGUCGCUAUUGUCAUCACCAAUCAAGUCACCGCGAAUGUCGACGGAAUGAUGAUGGGCGACAACCAGACUCCCAUCGGAGGAAAUAUUCUCGCGCACGCCUCCUGCACGAGAAUCAAAUUGAAGAAGGGCCGUGGAAAUAACCGCUUCGCUCGUAUUUAUGAUUCACCAUGUCUGCCCGACGAGCAGAUUUCAUUUUCAAUUUCCCCUGGAGGAAUCACGGAUGCCGAGGAGAAUGAAUAA
This is a messenger RNA of Oikopleura dioica, 1020 nucleotides long. NCBI's taxonomy places the organism in Eukaryota, Metazoa, Chordata, Appendicularia, Copelata, Oikopleuridae. The record is from the annotation of a GenBank genome assembly.